CUGGAGACUUUCUACCGAGGGGCGGUCGCCUCGGUUUUCUGUUACCAGUCCUUUCCCCAUGGACCCGGAGUGCCCAUUGAGCCCAUAGACCAUCUCCUCGGAGCUGCGCUUAUCAGACGGGUGGCCCCGGGGUCCGGGUGCGACCCCGGGGUCCCGGGGUGUCCCACCAGGGCUCUCGCCACCCGCCCCAGCGCAGGUACCCGCUUCCGAAGGGAAAAAGACCAGCAGACAUCCCCUAAGAGAGUGAACCUUUGUGGCCCCCCAACAAGACAAGACACCGCGACUCCAGGAGACUGAGCAGAUUCUGAGCUAAGCGGCAGCACAACUUCAAGCUGGAGGAAGCGGCAAAACCUGCGUCGGUAGUGACAGACAUAGACAUGGGUCCCGAGCCGGCGAAGGCGGACACUGAAGCCUCCGCACCUUUAUCCACACAGGAUCCGGCGCCGGAGCUGGAGCCCGUGCCAGUGCCCACUCCGGUACCAAUGCCGGUGUUGGAGCCUGUCCCGGAUCCGGACCCGGAACCGGAGCCCGAGCCCGUGCCGGAGCCGGAGCCUGAUCCCGAGCCCGAGCCUGAUCCCGAGCCCGAUCCUGAUCCCGAGCCCGAGCCUGAGCAGUCCGAGAUGGUCUCAGAGCAGGAGACCAAAGUCCUGGUGGCACAGGCCAAUGCCCUGGUUGCUCAGGGGAGCCUCCGGGAAGCCCUCGAGAUUUUCAAACAGCUUUCAGGGCUGCAGCAGCUAGUGCCCGAGCAGCUGGAGCAGCUGGUGCUCUCCCUAGCGGGGAACGUCCAGGCGCUCCCAGCCGAGUGUAGAGCGGCAACGACUACCACGGUGAUUGAUGAAGAGGCAAGGGCCGCCUUUGAGGCUACAGAGGUGUGGGAAGGCUUUAAGUGUCCCAAGUGUCACAGCUUUCUCUCAGAUCCCGUGUCCCUACUGUGCGGCCACACCUUUUGCAAAUUGUGCCUGGAACGCGGCCGCGCCGCUGACCGGCGCUGUGCUGUGUGCGGGGUCAAGCUCUCCUCUUUGCUGAGCCCCGGGCGGAUGCGCUUUAUCCGGCGCCUAGGGCUGCUGGGUCCUAUCGAGCCUCCGCUGCCGAUAGAGCCACUCCUGCCGCUGCCACCCCGGCCCCAGCUGCAGCUUCGAGUCAAUGUAGUGCUCAACAGCCUCCUGAGCAAGAUGUUCCCAGGCCGGGCCCGGGCGUCUCAACUUCGGCACGAGGGCAACAAGCUGUACCGCGAUAACCAGGUGGAGGCAGCGCUGCUGAAAUACAACGAAGCCGUUAAACUAGUUCCAAAUGACCACCUGCUUUACAGCAAUCGAUCUCAGAUUUAUUUUGCCUUGGAGGAUCCUGAGAAAGCACUGCACGAUGCAGAAAUAGCUUGCAUGCUCCGUCCUAUGGGAUUCAAGGCACAUUUCAGAAAGGCACAGGCCUUAGCCUCUCUGGGAAACUUAGAGGAAGCUAUGAAGGAAUUUCUAUUCUGUUUGUCCCUCGAUGGAAAAGACAAGAAAGCAAGAUCUGAAGCCCAGAAGCUUCUCCUUAGUUUCUUUUCACCAUCAGUCCCGGGGGAUUCUCAGGAACAAUCUCCUGAUAUCCUGAAACUGUUGGCACCUCACCUUAGAUUAAUGGAACAAGUAGAGUCAAUGGCUACUGAAGGCACCAUCCAUAAUCUACCAGACUUGGCACAGGAAAAUAUGGAACUCCCACACUGUUCAUAUCAUGAGGAAGCAGCAGCCUGGGGAGAUAGCACCAGCCCCAUGGAUACCACUGAAACCCAGGAGUGUGACAUGAAAGACCAAGAAGAAGAGGAGGAGGAGGGUGCAGCUGCCUUUCCAGGAACUUCUGGAGCUUCCUCUAGCAACACUGGUAAAUGCCAGGAGAAGAAAAGAAAACUCUGCAAAAUGGAAAUUCAAGAUCCAUCUGUUCCUAGCAAAGCUUCUAAGCAAGAUUUCAACAAUGAGCAGGAAGCUGUACCUGCUUUUAGUGAACCGCUUGCAACUUUUGACGCAACAGACCUUGAAUGUGCCUUGUGCAUGAGAUUGUUCUUCGAGCCAGUUACAACACCUUGUGGGCAUACUUUCUGCUUAAAAUGCUUUGAAAGAUGCCUUGAUCACAAUGCAAAAUGUCCACUCUGCAAAGACAGUCUUUCACAGUGCUUGGCAUCAAGAAAAUACAAAAUAAAUGUCACCAUGGAGGAAAUAAUCGCUAAAUUUCUUCCAGAAGAUCUAGAAGAACGAACAAAAAUUGAUGAAGAGGAAAUGGAAGAACUUUCUAAUUUAAAUAAGAACGUGCCUAUUUUCGUGUGUACUAUGGCUUAUCCCUCCGUGCCAUGCCCACUACAUGUCUUUGAACCUUGUUACCGCCUGAUGAUUCGGAGAUGCAUUGAGACAGGCACAAUGCAGUUUGGCAUGUGCCUUGGCGAUCAAUUGAAGGGAAAUUUUGCUGAAUAUGGCUGCAUGUUGGAGAUCAAAUACGUUCAGUUCUUUGCUGAUGGCUGCUCAGUGAUUGAGAGCGUAGGGAGGCGACGCUUCAAAGUCCUCCAACAGAGCCUGCGAGAUGGCUACAACAUAGCUGACAUCGAAUACAUUGAAGAUCAUAAGAUUAAAGAAGAGGAUUAUGCUGAGCUCAUGGGUUUACACAACUGUGUCUAUGAACAAGCAUCAUCAUGGUUUCAUUCACUCAGAGCAUCUCUGAAGAUGCGGAUACUCAAUCACUUUGGUCCAAUGCCAAAGAAAGAUGCUGAUAUCAAGGCACACCCUAAUGGCCCAGCCUGGUGCUGGUGGAUCUUAGCGGUUCUCCCACUGGAAAACCGAGCUCAGCUCCCGUUCCUGGCCAUGAGAUCCCUAAAAGAUAGAUUGAAUGGAAUUCAACGGGUCUUGGCCUUCGUUGGAAACCAGUGAGAAAGGUAGAUGGCUGAAGAGGAAUUCUUACUCUCUUCACUGCCCCAGGGGGGCAUUGUCUUGUAAAUAUAUCGAAUGGCAAUAACAUCUUAACAGAAGGAAGUCUCAAACAGAGAGGCUAUUGAUCAUAGAGUGAACUUGCAUAGUCCCAUGGAAAGAAUUGGGACCUGUUUGAAACUUUCUGUCUUAAGAUGCUUCUUGAUGUGCUGCACAACUAGACACACAAUAGAGGUGUUAAAAGAGCCCAGAAGAAAAAAAAAUUCAUUUGAUUUUGACAUAAAAAUUUCUGAAAGUCUCAAAUGGUUUUGGUUUAAUUUUCUUUCUUUCAUAGAUGAAUGACUGUGUGGGUGAAGUGUGAGGUGAAAAUGCUAAUGAUGUUACUGCAUUCUUUCAUUGACUUAAAGUCUCAUUCCAAUGGUUCAAAUUUUAUACAGCAUUGUGUAUAAUAAUGUUCAUACUUCUUUCCAUGUUGAUCACUUAUUUUUUACACUACUGUAUCCUUUUCUAGGUGUAUGUUGAUAACUAUUUAAGUGUACAGUAUGGAAAAGUAUUGUUUUAUUUAUUGGUAUGUUUUACAAUGUACCUAGGGGGAAGUAAUAUGCCAAAUGUGAAAUCUGUGCUUGAAAUAUUUUUGCUUUACAUUUUAUUCUAGUUCUUGAUACAGUUUUAUAUAUACAUAUGUGUGUAUAUACUAUAUCCAUGUAGAUGUUUUUAAAAGUUUAGAAUCAAACUAAAAUCAUCUCUUUAAUGAUUCCAUUUUGAUAAUGGAAAAAUAGUUAAAGGAUUUGGCAUAGCUUAAGACAUAGGCCAGGUACAAGUCAAGUAAUCUAUUUCCUAUAUGUUAGAUAUAGCAAGGCUGAAGGAAUUAUUUUUCUGGAAUAACAAGAUGAAUCAGAGGAGUGUCUUCUCUUACAAUGUGCUAUCAGCACUCCUUUUGACAGUCCAUUACUGUAUAUAAUUUCUCUCCAAUUAAAAAUGGAAUUCUUUGGAAAGGUAAUAUUUAACCCUUCAGGGGGAAUGGCUUUCAUUUUGGCUCACUAGUUUGCCAAACUAGUUUCCACAACCACCUUUUUUGGGGUUCAGAAAGCUUCAAAGACUUGGCUAGCAUUUGUGAAAACAGUUGGUAAACAGUCUGUUAUAUAAAAAGGAAAUAAGUUGGUUCAUCUAGAAUCCUUUAAAAGAUACACCAAACUGUAUAUUGAUGUGUAUAUAUGUAUAUACAUAUAUACAUAUGUAUGUGUAUGUAUAUAUAUAUAUAUAGUUUUUGGAUUUUCAGUCUUUUUCAAAGGACUAAACACUGCCUUUUCUACUAAUUGCUUUUUGUCAAAGAUUUCAAUGUUGGGGAAGAAGUGUGGCUAAAUAUUUAACUUGCCUUGUGUUACUUUGAGCCUUCAAUACCAGGAGAAACUUGGGAAAUACUGUGCAUAUAGGAGUGUUUUAGUAAUAGAGUGACUAGCAUGCCAUUUGUACCUUUGUGCAAAUAAUCUUCCUUACUAGACAGCUGCACCACAUUCCUCCCUAGCUGCCAUCCAUUCUGUUAAGGUGAGUGGUUAAUGCCCACAGUAAUCAGUCUGGCGUCUUGUACCAUUGCCCAUGGUCAGAAAUAGAAGAGAAUGAGAAAAUCUGGACAACAUAGAAGAGACUUAUGUAAGCAAAAACCAAAUGAUCUUUUCUAUAAUUUUUUAAGGAACACUGUGUUGUCUGUUACUGGGUUUGAUGUUCGGAGCCAAACAGUGAAGGAUGAAAAUAUAGAUAUACAAGGUUCAGAGAGCAGGAAAUCAAAGAUCUUUAUUUCCACCUGGUACCCAGUUAUGUGAUCCAUAGCAUAGUUCUGACAUGAGUGUUUUCUUGGUAUUUAGUUUAAAUGCAUCAGAGAGAAAGGACAUAUGUUCCAUUUCUUGCAAGAUGUAUUCACCUUUUGGUGAGUGAUUUCAUUUCACCGAUUCCUAUUUCCCCUGUCUAACAAAUAGUAGUGAUAAUAGUUAUGGCUAGGACCAUUGAUAUAUGUAAAUAACUUAGCACAGUGCCUACCCUAUAGGAGGUAGGGAAAAUGAUAGCUAUUAUAAGCUUACUUCAAGUUCUGAAAUAUUACAAGGGACUUAUAUUUGCCUAAAACACUGCCUUUACACAAAAUAUCUGUUUUCAAACCCUUUUAAAUAUGUUCAGAGAGAUCUAUGCCACUGACAUGCAGAUGAUAACUUAAAGAUGUAUGGGUAAUACCUUUGAGGAUAAGUCUCUUUAGGCAGGCAAAGACAGAAAAACAACUGAGGUUUGAAGGAAAGGGAGAAGAGUAUGACGGCAAAAUUUCCUGUUUUCACUUAAUCACUUAACUUCCCGUUAGUCGUCGAUUUGCUCGAGCAGGCGCCAGUAACGUCUCCAUUUGUCCCUGUUGCGUGCUAGUGUAGCCCAAUGGCAUCUCUUCGCUCCGGGAACAUGGAGGGCCUCAAACCGAUCGUUCAUGAUCUUGACAAAGAAGUCUGACCAUCUGGUAGGUGGGCGGCCACGCGGUCUCUUGACAUCCCGUGGAAUCCAAUCAGUAACAGCUCUAGUCCAACGGUCGUCUUUAAAUCUCAUUACGUGACCAGCCCAUCUGAUUUUCUUGUGGCAGCCUAGGUCGGCCUUGAGAUUUUGUCGGCCUCUCCUUUCUCAUCCUUCUCAGUGCUGCCAUGUCGGUGAAGCCUUCAGGGUCAGGUGAAUGAGACCAGUUGUAGUUACUGGUUUUGGCAUAUCGAAUACACAGCGGAUAGCUUGCCAGGCUCUUCCUGUUUUAAUAGGGCUAAAAUUUCAUGUUUGGAAAACUAGACUUCUUGAUAUAAUGGAAGCCUUAAAUUCUAGUUUCAGUAGAGUACCUUAAGUUCCAGCUCCAUUAAAAUAACUAAAUUGUCACUCUUUGUGCCCUAUUAUGCAUUGGGAAUCUUGACAAUGCCAGGAGAACAGAUUUCAUUGUCUGGCUUUUAAGGUUAGUUUGUGGCGUUUUUUUGUUUAGUGCAGCUCUGAUCAUUCCACGCCCUCCCAAUCCCCAGACAAAUUUAUUUAUUAUUAUUUUUAAUUGAAUCAUAGUAAAAUAGAGUUACAAAGCUUUCAUGAUUGAGUUUCAGUAAUACAAUGAUUGGACACCAGUCCCUCCACCAGUGUGCGUUUUCUACCACCAAUGACCCCAGUAUCCCUCCCACCAGCCCCAUUCCAUCCCACCCCCUACCUUUGUGGCAGACAACUUUCUUCUUUCUCUCUACUUUGGGCAUCAUGGUUUGCAAUAUAGAUACUGAGAGACCAUCAUGUUUGAUCCUUAGCCUACUAUCAGCACAUAUCUCCCAUUCUGAGCAACCCCUCCAACCAUCAUUGACUUAGUCCCCAUCCAAAUUUAUUGAGCACUUGACUCUUAAGUGGCUUAGCAACACCUUUGAGAUUCUUUUACAAGAUUUUAAUACUGUAGUGGUGAGAGACAAGACACACUUUGGCUUGCUCUGAGAUGUAUUUGAAAGGGACAAUCAACAGAUCAUGACCAUUUCCCCCUUGUGAGCUGAUUUUGUUACAAAGCUUGGUUAUGUGAGUAGAAAGACUAGACAUUGGAUUAACUCUAUAUGAGUGCAAGACUUCCCCCUUGGUGGAUAGUUCCCUGUAUUUUGUUAGUUUUCCUGUUUCGUUAUUUACCUAGUAUUUUGGUAAUACUUUUUCUCUGUGUGUACAUAUAGGUGUAAUUGUGUAUAUAUAGAUGUGUGUGUACGUAUCAAGUGGACAUUAUGACUUUAUGUUUGGUACUGUACUACUGCUGCUAGUGAAUAACCAGCAAAAUGUAAGAAUUGAACUUUCUGUAAACAACUAUGAGAAACAGUACUGGCCUCUGAUAUGGGGGCACAGAGAACUGACGAUUUCAAAAUUUUGCCUUUACUGAAGACCUACUGCUUCUAGUCCAGUGCUGAGGAAGCACAGGAUAGUUGAGUCACUGCUUUUGUGACCCUUACAGCUCAGCAUAAAGAGCUGAUUGGGCUCAGAUCAUCCCCUGGGGGUUGGCAGCAGAGCUCCUGCAGCUUGUUCACGGAGCCUGGAGAACUUUUAAAUGCCAACAGAUUGCACACUGUGGAUGAACUAGAAUCCACUGGGGACUGUGUUCCCCACACCAACCCCAUUUCUAAGAUGGGAGUUUUACUGAGGGAACUCAGUCAUUGAGUUCCCAACAUGCUGGCUUUACAGCCAUUUUUAUUUCCCUAGGAAGAAUCACGAGUAAAAAUUCCGAAGGAAGAUGCAGAUGGAAAACAGCCCUUAUAAGGGAUAUAGGAUAGAUUGUAAACCCUUUCCUAGGUUUAAGGCUUUGAUUUUACUGGGUUUACAAAUUUGGUGAUCAACGGCAAUGCUGAAGAGCAGCUGGCUGCCCUUCAUGGCCCUUGCUGAAGGAGAAAAGAGGGGGAAAGGAGCCAUGUGAGAUGGAGACCUUACUUUUAGAAUGUGAAUGCUCAUGGUUCACUAUUUAACUAUUUGGGUUAUAUAUACCCAGCGGUGAAAGGAAGAUACUUUCACUAGAAUGGAUCUUUUCAACGGUGGUUAGUUAACUUUGGAAGAGAAGUGCCUGUAAUUUCUGUAUUUAGUCUUAUAUCAAAUCCUUUUCUCUAUGAUUCUGUAAUUCUUUAAAAUUUGAAAAUCCAUCUCAUCAAAUAUGAUUAACAGAAGUUUACAAAACUACACUGUAGCUUAGGCAUUGUUUAAAAGGUUGCUUGGCAUUAAUCAAUUGUCAGAGCAGCAACAGUAAAUGAGAUUCAAGAGCAAAUAGGUCAUUGUGGUAUCAUAGGCUUAUCUUAGAUAAACUAGUUUCAUCAUUUUAUGAAAUACUUAGAAAUGCCAGGAUUAAAGUAUCAAGUGAAUCUUUUAAACAGUGGCAAAUGUGUUUGUCUGUUACUCCAUUUGCUUAAUAAGUAGUCGUUUCAGUCUUGAACAGUAAUUAAUUGAAAGAUUAAUUAAGAUUGUGCUUACCCAAUGUCUCCCCACCCCUCCCCACACUCCACCCUCAC
This is a messenger RNA of Sorex fumeus (smoky shrew), 7897 nucleotides long. RefSeq names its product LON peptidase N-terminal domain and ring finger 3 (gene LONRF3). Gene Ontology annotation, molecular function: protein binding. NCBI's taxonomy places the organism in Eukaryota, Metazoa, Chordata, Mammalia, Eulipotyphla, Soricidae. The coding region runs from base 378 to 2894 and encodes 838 amino acids. The record is from RefSeq and is a predicted model, not a curated record. The transcript is spliced from 14 exons.